GAGCAACGCCCACGGCUAGAACGCGACGAGGUGAAAUAGCUGCUUUUACAAGACACCAUAUAUCCAGGGCUAUCUGUCUCUACCUUGGCUUCUCUUUGAUCGUUUCUUCGGGCCAGUGCCCACCCCCAGAGCACCAUGUUCAAAAAAGACCUCACGGCGGCGCCGAAGCAAAAGGUCAAGUCCUCGGCGCAGCGGGCGCUGAGGCAGCAGCUCCUGGACCGGUUCCCGCUCCUGAACCCGCACAUCGACGAGGUGCUGCCCAAGAAGUCGUCGCUGGAGCAGAUGAAGCUGCCCGACCACGCGUCGCUCUUCGUGGUGGACAAGACGCCCGUCUUCUUCCAGUGCGACACGCCGCAGGGCGCCGCUAUCCUGCCGCACCUGCGCCUCGUCCACCGCUUCCCCCAGGCCUUCCCCACGGUCCGCAUCGACCGCGGCGCCAUCCGCUUCGUGCUGUCGGGCGCGACGCUCAUGGCCCCCGGGCUCACCAGCAAGGGCGGGCGCCUGCCGCUCGUGGGUGCGGAGGGCCCCAGGGACGCGGCGGGCGAGGACGGGCACUGGGGCCGCGAGCUGGGUAAGGGCGAGGGCGUCGUCAUCGUCGCCGAGGGUAAGGAAGAGGCCUGCGCCGUCGGCCUGCUGGUCGCCGGCACCGCCGAGGUCAAGGAGAAGGGCAAGGGGCCCGUGGUGGAGGACGCACACUUUCUCGGGGACGGGCUCUGGGCUUUACCGCUGGACUGAGGGAUCGGCCGGGGCUGUGUGAGGCUUUGGUUGAGCAGGCAAACAUCUGGAAAUACAAAAAAAAUAUACCGGGCUGACUUUCUGUUAUGAACUCUCUGGUGGACGAACCCCAAGGGUUCAGCCAGAGCCGCUACACAUGGACUUCAGGCUAAACUCAUAAAGCGUGUGUGACAUGAGUUGCGAUGCGUGUCUAAAUAUUGUAGAAAUGUCUACCAGGUUUCUGAGCCAAAAUGGGCCCUCAGGUAAUAUCCAAACGGUCAGGUUGAUUAGAUUGCUCUUUGCAAUAGUG
Gaeumannomyces tritici R3-111a-1 is the source of this 1024-nucleotide messenger RNA. RefSeq names its product translation machinery-associated protein 20. The record is from RefSeq and is a predicted model, not a curated record. The coding region runs from base 136 to 735 and encodes 199 amino acids. Gene Ontology annotation, biological process: formation of translation preinitiation complex. Gene Ontology annotation, molecular function: RNA binding. Lineage: Eukaryota; Fungi; Ascomycota; Sordariomycetes; Magnaporthales; Magnaporthaceae. The transcript has 2 exons.